Molecule: messenger RNA, 3408 nt
Organism: Strongylus vulgaris
Lineage: Eukaryota; Metazoa; Nematoda; Chromadorea; Rhabditida; Strongylidae
Source: the annotation of a GenBank genome assembly
AUGGUCACUGUGGUAGUAGGAUGCACGGUAUAGUCCGGAAAAGAAGUUAAACUUCCUGAAUUCAUACUCGAGAAGGAGUUCCAAUGUCACAAUACCGCACUCAUAAAGGAAGCUGUGUGUAAAACAGUACAGAAAUUUGUCACAAGCCUACAGGACGUCCGAUUAGCAAUCACUGUCUCCUUUCAACCACAUCUCACCGCCAACGAGAUAUCUUAUGAACAAGAAGCGGUAGCAGUAAUUGAGGUCGACAAGCCUGGAAAUUUCUUUCCUGGUGGACAGGAGCAACGAAUCAGGAAUAAAGAGUUGGAGGUUCUACGUGAAGUGGAAAAAGCAAAGCAACAAGAAAGACGUGAAAUGCGCAAACUGGCUCGCGAUGAGGAGGAGCGUAAACGAAGGAAGAUGGAACUAGGACUAAAACGACCAGGUGGGACUGUCAAUGAGAGAGAACGUAUGACAAGAGUGGCUCCUCCAUAUCCAUUCAAAGCUGAAGUUCGCAGGCUACCUACUGGAGAAAUGUAUGCUGUACGUGAAUGGGUCUACAGCUACGCAGAAAAGGAGCCAAAAAUCGUCCGACCUCAUAUACCAGUUGCUGCUGUGCAUUCUGUGGUUUUAAAAACACAGAAGUCUAAAUUCAUGAAAGAGACAGAAGAACAGAAGAGGAAGCGAAAACCUGAGGAACCGAGCCAAACUCAUGUUAUGGAAGAACUAGGAAAAUCUGAGACCAGGCUCAGAGAUGCAGAAACAUUUGGUCCGCUUAAGCUUUUACCGAGGAUCGCAAAAGAACAGAGGGAGAAGAAGCGUGAGCUUAGGGAAUCAAAAACAGAAGCUCCAACUCUUAUUUCACUCACUGCUUUAUCGCCGCAAGUUUUAGAAAAGAAGGAGCAGAAAGAACAUAGACGGCCUACUAAGGAGGUUCAAAGUUCUGUUUCACGCAUUUCUACGUACCCGAAAAUUUUAGAAGAGACAGAGGAGCAGCCGAAAAACGAGCAAAAACAGCACAGACCAAAGGCUCUUGUCACAAAACCAAAGGUUAUGGAAAAAGAGGAGCUAAAGAAGCUUGCUAUUGAUGGACCAAAAACCAAACCGGAGCCUUUCAUAUUACCUACUGAUAUUGAAUCUACAGAAAAGAAACCAGAGAAGCAAGCACCCGAACAGCCAAGCACAGAAACUCUUCUCCUCGCGACCCCAGCACCUUUAAUGUCAAAGGGUAUACAGGAAGUCAGAAAUAAAAAUGAAAUAAAGCAGACGAGUGCACAGGCUCAGCCUGUCGUUCCUGUCGCAGUCUUGCCGCCAAUGGCUAUGAAAGAAGAAGCAAAAAAGGUUGAUGUCAAACGCGCUGCAACUGAUGUUUUACAGGUCGUUCCAGCCGUAGUCUUACCGCCAGAGGUUGGAGAAGAAGCGAAACCAAUGAGUGUUGAACCCAAACGACCAGUUGAGGCUAAAACUGUUGUUCCAUCAAGUACCGAGUCAGGAAGUGCAGAAGGAGAAAGAACAAAGGAGCCUGAGCCCGGACUGCUCAAUGAGGUCCCACUUGUCGUUCCAGUUACGUUACCGUCAAAGGUAGCAAAAAAGAUCAAGCCGAAGGAACUGGGGCUCGAAAAGCCAAGCACUGGGUUCUCUCUUGUUGUUCCAUCAAGUGCAGGGCCUGGAAGUGCAGAAGGAAAGCCGAAAAAGUUUGAGACUGAACCAUCGACUACUGAAGGUCCAUUUGUCAUUUUACCCAUGAUACCGCCAGUUGUAGAAGAGAUCAAGCAGAAGAAGAUUGAGCCUAAGAAGCCAAACAUUGAGGCUCCUCCCAAAGAUUUACCGCCAAAUGCGGAAGAGACUAAGCCCAAAAAACUUGAGCUUAAGCCGAGGUUUGAGCCUUCAACUGUCGUUCCACCCAAACAGCCAAAAAUUGUACAAGAAACCAAGCCGAAGAAACGUGACUCCAAGAAGCCAAGCACAAAAGAUUCUCUCGCUUUUCCAAAGGCUGCUGGAGUGGCUAGUGUGGGAGAAGGGAGGCCGAUGAAGCUUGAGUCCGUGCAACCAGCUGUCGUUUUACCCACUAUUUUACCGCCAGUUAUAGAAGAGAUCAAGCGGAAGAAUGUUGAGCCUGGGGAGCCAAUCACUGAAGCUACAGCUGCCGCUGCAUCAAACGCAAGUGCAGAAGAAGCAGAGCCGAAGAAGCUUGAGCGUGAGCGACCGAGUAAAGCGGCUCUAACUGCGGUUCUACCCAGUGAUUUACAGCCGAAGGUUGUGGCAGAGACCAAGCCGAAGGAACUUGUACCCGAAAAGCCAAGCACGAAGGUUCUAGUAGUUCCACCCACGUUGCUACCGGUUCCAGAAGUUAAGUCCAAACAGGUUGAGCCUAAAAAACUGAGUACGGCUCCAGCUUUGUCCAGUGACCUACAGCCAAAGGUUGUUGAAGAGAUUAGGCUGAGACUUGAACCCAAGAAGCUAGUCACAGAGGUUUCAGCUGUUCCAACUACGGUCCUACUGCCAGUUGAAAAGAUCAAGCCCACAAAGGUUGAGCCCAAAAAACUGAGUAAUGAGGCUACAGCGGUCGUUUUACCCAGUAAUGCACAGCCAAAGGUUGAUGAAGAGAUCAAGCUGAAGAAAAUUGAACCCGAAAAGCCGAGCAGUAAGGUUCCAGUUGUUCCACCCACGAUGCUACCGGUUCCAGAAACUAAGUCAAAAGUUGAGCCUAAGAAACUGAGUACUGAGGCUCCAGGUUUAUCUAUUGACUUACAGCCAAAGGUUGUGAAAGAGAUCAAGCCGAAGGGACGAGUAACCGAAAAGCUCACUGAAGUUCCAAUUGUUCCAGCCACUGUGCUAUCGCCAGUUCCAGAAAAGACCAAGCCCAAAAAGGUUGAGCCCAAGAAACCGAGUACUGAGGCUCUAGCUGUCGUUUUACCCAGUGAUUUACAAAAGGUUGUUGAAGAGAUUAAGUUAAGAUUCGAACCAAAGAAACCAGGCAUUGAGGUUUCAGCUGUUUCAUCCACGGUGCUAUCGCCAGUUCCCGAAAAGACCAAGCCCAAAAAGGUUGAACCAAGUGUUGAGGCUCCAGCUGCCGUUUUACCCAGGCCAAAGGUUGUGGAAGAGAUCAAGCCGAGAAAAUUUGAACCUGAAAAGCCGAGCGAGGUUCCAAUUAUUCCACCCACUGUGCUAUCGCCAGUUCCAGAAAAGACCAAGCCCAAAAAGGUUGAGCCUAAGAAACUGGGUACUGAGGCUCCAGCUUUAUCCAGUGACCUACAGCCAAAGGUUGAAGAGACUAAGCUAAGAUUUGAACCAAAGAAGCCAGGCACUGAGGUUUCAGCUGUUCCACCCACGGUACUACCUUCAGUUCCUGAAGAGACCAAGCCCAAAAAGGUUGGACCGAGUGUUGAGGCUCCAACUGUCGUUUUAACCAGUGUUUUACGGCCAAAG